AUGUCCGUGACACACCGUGAAGUGUUCAAAGCAUCCUGGCACCCACUUCUUCCUUUCCGGCUGCUGGCAAUGUUUCUGCGCAUCGGCGAGAGGAGCGCGAAGUGCUACAGUGAUGAUUAUGCGAAGCUCGUGACCGAGUAUGUGGAAGCCUUCAAGAAGCUGGAGCGGCUGAGAAAGAAUAGGGAAAGCAAACUAGGCGAGCUCCAGCAACAGUUUUCCGCAGCAGAAGAUUCGCAGGAGCAACUACUUCGAGUCUUGUGGAGCAACUGUCAACCAGCAAAGCGCCAAAAGACGUCUUCAAUGCCCCGCCAUUGGCAGCUCUUUCUUGACACCGCACGGGAGGAGAUGGAAGCAUGUAGCUUUGCCGAGAUGCAAGAUGGGGAGUCCUGCAUGAAACUUGCAGCAUAUGUUUGGGCAACGCUGCUGUCCGAAUUGCAGCCAAUGUAUUCCUCUCCUGCGCCUUGGUACGCCUGGCGCAGGGCAUUCACGGCGCUGCGCCAGAAGCGUUGCGGUGACGGAGAAGCUUGUGGUGACCGGCUUAUGAAGCAGCAGCAGGAGCUUGAGACUUUGCGCGCAGAGAAUGCGGAUCUCAAGAGGCAGCGGGGCAUCCCAGCGCCGGAGGAUGCACGAUCAGGCAUCCCUGAUGGCAGCGCCGGCAGUGUGUCCUCGAUCUUGAGCCAGGAUUCCUGGUUUUCGGUGCAUCCAUCGCGCACAAACGGGGAGCCAGGCUGCUUCAUGCUGGAUGCCAUUUUUAAGACGAGGCGCUACGGCAUGGACUUCUUCAUGAUGGGCAAGGAUCUCCUGGCGGGCUCGGAGGUUGUGGCUGCGGACGAUCGCACCAUGUUGCGUGUUGCAAAGGCGCCGGAGGUCCGCAACGGCUCCCAUGUCGUGGACUUGUGUGCCGGGGAUGCUUUGCUACAGGUGACUCCAGACCAUCGCAUCGUAACUUGUGACCCCGCUCAGAAUUGCAAAGACCUCCGCAGAGCAGGCAGCUUGCAGCCAGGAGACAUUGUGGUGCUCUCAGGGGAGCCAGUUGCGCUCACAAGCGUGGAGACAAGGUCAGAGCAAUGCAAGGUGUUGAGGAUCGUCUUUCAGCCAGAUCUGCCAGUUGCGACCUACUCACUUGCUCCCAGCAUGUGGAGCCAAGGCCACCCACGAUCGUGCACGCGCCGUGGCGGCAUGCGCCGUGGCGGCAUGCGCCGUAGGGGUCAGCCGGGGACUGGCGGGGCAGCCCUGGCAGCCACUGAUUCUCGUAGCAUCCCUGGCACAGCUCCGGGCGAGUACUCAGAGUGA
Molecule: messenger RNA, 1293 nt
Organism: Symbiodinium natans
Lineage: Eukaryota; Dinophyceae; Suessiales; Symbiodiniaceae
Source: the annotation of a GenBank genome assembly